Molecule: messenger RNA, 1734 nt
Organism: Lathyrus sativus (Indian pea)
Lineage: Eukaryota; Viridiplantae; Streptophyta; Magnoliopsida; Fabales; Fabaceae
Source: the annotation of a GenBank genome assembly
AUGAGAGCUCCCGGCGGAAGUAGCAACCUCCGUCGCCAACCCAAAGACUCCUCCUACUUUCCACCAACUCCCCUUAACACCCACCGUGACUCCGACGUCAGUUUAGCCAGUAGCCACCAAUCCUCCGUCGGAAUACCUUCGUUCGAUCCUUACAAAGACCGUUCGUACCAACAGAAUGCAACCGCAACCAUCAAUUCAUUCCUCUCCUCUCAGAAUUUCAAUGUCUCUUUCAAACCUUCUUCCUCUCCUUCCGCUAAAGACAUCCAUAAAACCCUAAUCUUCCUCGUCGGACUCCUCGAUUUCAAGAUAAACAAAAUCGAAGAUCUUCCACCACUUCUCAAAUUCUUGAGUUACCCUCACAAACUCAAUAAAUCUGUUCUCAAAUCCCCCGCUGCACCUCAUCAAUGGCCUUCCAUGCUCGCCCUCAUUCAUUGGCUUGUUCAGUCUUGUCAACUUAAUCUCUCUUUUUCUUCUACCUCCGACACCACCACUCUCCAAAACAACAACAUCUUCUUCCAAUAUAGUGUCGACGCAUAUCUCAAUUUCAUUAGAGGAGAUGACGAAGCCAUCUCCGAACUCGAGGAGGACAUCCACAGCAAGAUUCUCCAUGAGAAGUCUAACGCCCAGAAGAGGCUUGCUGCCACCGAACAAAAGGUCUCUGAAUUGGAGUCUGAAUUAGAGGGAUUGAGGUCUGCUCCCUCUCAGAAAGAUUCUCUUGAGAAAGAGAAGGAAAUGCUUGAAAGUGAUGUGAAUAAGUUUCACAAGAUUAUUGAGGAGUUUGGGUCGCGAAUUGAGUCGGCAGAGAGUGUUUUGGUGGAGAAGCAGAAACAGUUGGAUGCUAAGGCCGUGGAGAGGGAAAUGAUUUGUGAGGAAAAUAAAGACCUCAUGAGGAAGGUGGAGGCACAGCCUUUCAGUACUAGAGAUGUGGAGAGAAUGAAAAGAGAGUUGCAGGCUGCUGAGAGGGAUGCUGGAGAGGCUGAACUUGCUACAAAUGAUUGGGAGGAAAAGUGUUGGGAGCUUGACCGUAGUCUCGCAAAUAUGAUCAAAGAAUUAGAAGCUCUCACAAUAGAUUGCAACCAAGCCCUUAAGAGGUUGAAGAUUGGUAAUGACAUUCAAUAUGUGUUGAAUCCCAAGGGAACCACGCCUGCUGAGAUCAUGGGUAUUGAUUACAAAGUCACGCUGAAGCCUGCACUUAACUCAUUUGCGGAUGACAUCAAGAAAAGUACUGUGGUGAAAUUGGAAGAGGUGAUUGCUCUUCAGCAAAAGUCCAACGAAAAUGCUGCUAGGAUUGAGGGGAAAAGAAGUCAGCUUGUUGAACUGCAGUUGCACAUCGAUCAACUGGAAGCUCAAAUAGACACGAUAAAGAAGGAAACUCAGGACUACACUAGUAGGUGUACGGCUGAAGCUAAGAACAUGACGGAUGACAUCCAACAAACAGAUCAUGAUAUGAGUAUUAUGGAAAGAGAGUCAGCCGAGAUUUUAAAGGCAUCUGAAUUAAAAUUGGAGGAAACGAUGAGACAAUGUGAAGAAGAGAUUCAAAUGCAUGGUCGCGAACUCUUUAACGUGAUUGACUCAGUGACGAAAUACAAAGAACAGUUGGGAUCUAAAGUGUCAAAGAUUAAAAGGGAGCUGUUGGAAACUGUAACUGAAGUGGCAGAAAUAUAUAGAAAGGCAUUCCCAGAAAAAUAUAGUUAUAUAUUGGAGGCAUGCCGCCAAAUUGAGAAAAUUGAAUGA